CCCAAGGAGACUAUAUUCUCGCUUAAUUUGCACCAAAACCAGAUACUCAAACACAACGAGAAACCCCCCAACCCAAAUGGAAGCUCCCGAGCCUUCCAAUUCUCGCAAGUAUGGCGUCCCUUUCUACGCAGCCGCUUGGGUGCCUUCCAUUUCUCUCAAAUCCGAGCAAGAAUCUCUAGAAUCUGAAAUUGAUCGAGAUCAAUCCGGUGACGGUGAUGGUGACGUUUCCGCCGACGACAAAACACUUCCAUCUCAUCCCACCACCGCAGUUAAUUACUACGUAGCUGCCGCUGGCGGUGGCGGAGAAGGUCGGAGUGGAAUUUCCAAUGCUCUCAUACUAGCUCAUUUCGAUUUUGAAUCCCGCUCGCUCUCUGAUCAACCUGUUGCAAAAUAUGGAACUGGUUCUGAUUUGCCUUACAGAAUGGCUGUUCAUCCAGCUGGAGAUGGAAUUAUUUGUUCUUUUCCAAAAAGUUGCAGCUUGUUUAAAUUGGAUAUCAAAAAGGACGAUGGAGACCAGAAACUUGGCCUAAAACUCUCUCAGAAGGUGCUCAGCCAGUUGGAUGAUGUUGGACUGCAGUUAGCCUUGAAAUUUAACAACGAGGGCUCAUUGCUUGCCACUGGUGGUGAGGAUGGAAAUUUAAGGGUCUUCAAGUGGCCUAGCUUGGACAUUAUUCUCAAUGAACCCAAUGCCCAUUCUACUGUGAAGGACUUGGAUUUCAGUCCUGAUGGCAAGUAUCUGGUCUCUUUAGGUGGCCCUUGUAGAGUGUGGGAUGUGACUUCAUCAACUGUAGUAACUGCUCUUCCAAAAGGAAAUGAUGAGGUUUUUGUCUCAUGCAGAUUUUCUUUGGCCAACAACGGGAAUAUGGUUUUAUACACUGCUACAGUGACUGGCAAAGGUGGAGCCAUUGUAACCUGGGAUGCAACCACUUGGAGGAGGGUAGCCUCAAAGCUCAUAACUCGUGAUAAUAUUACUGCAUUCAAUGUUUCAGCUAAUGGGAAGCUCCUUGCCUGUGGUACAACUCAGGGAGAUGUUCUGAUCAUAAAUUCAACCAGCAUGCGAGUCCAAAAGAUAGUUAAGAAGGCACACAUUGGUUUUGUAACUGCAAUGAGCUUUUUCCAUGAUUCAAGGGCUUUGGUUUCUGCGUCAAUGGACUCCAGUGUUAGGGUUACUUUAAUUGAGGAGGAGCAGAAAAACGGAAUGAACUUGUGGGUCAUCAUAUUCAUUUUGUUAAUUGCCGUUGCUGCAUAUUUAAUCAAGAAUGGUAAAUUUGACAAGUUUGAGCUUCCCACCUUUUCCAGUGGUUAAAUGAAGGUGGAAUGUUGUGGAACUCAAGGCCUAUCAAUUUUAAUUGGAACUGUUUUGACUCCCCCAUAGCAUAUUUGUUAUAUUCAAAUUCAAAUAAGCAGUGUCCUAGUUCUAUGAUCAUAUAUGUAAAAUUUCCACAGUUUUGUUAAUGUUCAAAAUUGAACUUUUCUUAAUCUACCCUCUUA
This is a messenger RNA of Cucurbita maxima (winter squash), 1491 nucleotides long. RefSeq names its product SEC12-like protein 2. NCBI's taxonomy places the organism in Eukaryota, Viridiplantae, Streptophyta, Magnoliopsida, Cucurbitales, Cucurbitaceae. The record is from RefSeq and is a predicted model, not a curated record. The coding region runs from base 77 to 1306 and encodes 409 amino acids. The transcript is spliced from 10 exons. Gene Ontology annotation, cellular component: endoplasmic reticulum membrane. Gene Ontology annotation, biological process: protein secretion. Gene Ontology annotation, molecular function: GTPase activator activity; guanyl-nucleotide exchange factor activity; protein binding.